AAGUGGUUGAGCGAAGGAGACCAGCGCCAUGGCGUCAGUCCACUGGCACCUCUCAGCUCAUACCACGUAUCCACGUACAUUGGCCGGACAGUAGUUAUUGCGGUACCGGUCGAGACAGACGGUUUCCGCUUUCUUCUAGGGAAUUGAAAUACUAUAUUCACGGCUAUUGGUCAAAGUGCGUGCCUUCCAGCGGGCCGAGAUGGCAGCACGGGUCAGCCGGCGCGACUGGCUGGCAUUAGGGUUAGCGGCGCUGCUGUAUCUCGGCGCUCUCACGAGCUGUUCGGCCGCUGCUGACGAUGACGAGGAAGAGACGAUUUCCGGAAAGACGGGGAACUACCUGGCAGAUGCUGCCAAGUGGACGUGGCCAGUUGUCAACGAGGCGGGCACAGAAGCAUCGGUGUACAAGGUCCUCUCCUCGUGGUGCGGCAACGCGUACGAGGAGAUGGUGAAGGACGCGGAGCGCAAGGCGAGGGACCACGAGCGGCUGAAGCUGGAGAGGGACCAGCGGUUCAGCGAGUGGAUGCAGUGCCGCCAGGAGAAGCUCAUCAAGGAGAAGGAGCUGGAGGCGGAGUGUGACAAGGCGCGCAAGCUGCAGGCGUCGGAGUUUGACCGCGAGAGGCUGGUGAUGCGCGCCGAGUGCGACAUGGAGCUCACUCUGCUGCGCGCUGAGCUGGACGCCUGCGAGAUCAAGUUGAGCAACAAGGAGAGUGCAGUGUGCGAGCGCGAGGUGGUGGUGGAGCGAGCCCUAUGCGACCACGCCAAGCGCGGCCUGGAGGCCAACACCACAGCGUGCCGCCACCGCACGCAGGUCACCAAUGCUACCCGCCUCUCGGAGCUUGAGGCCACGGCCGAGCGGGCGGCGCAUGAUCAUGAGGAGUGGGUGGCGGAGCGGGAGCGCUUCCACAAGGAGCUGAAGGUUUGCCGCCCGGCCCGAGCGCACGCUGAGGCGAGGCUGAGGGAGGUGCUGGCGGACGGGACGAUCGACUCGCUCGAACACACCGUCGUGUGGCUGCAGGUGGUGCUGGGAGUGCAGGCGCUGGUGCUGCUCGUCAUGCUCUCCUUCCUCUUCUUCCUGCUGCUGCACGAGGAGAACCCCACGGGGUCUGGUGCAUACGGGUGGGUGGCGGUGCAGCCGGCGUCCAAGAUGCGCCUGGUGCCAGCAGAGGUGGCGAAGGAGACGCUCAUGAAGGCGUUUGAGGGGCGCAGGCGCACGCGCCUGCCCAUCGUGCUCACCACCGCUGCAAACUACGAGCCCGACUCUGGCAGCCCCACAUUGGUCUUCCUGCUCGCCCCUGUCAACGUGGCAAGCUCCCGGCGCUUUUCACUGUUCAACCACUCAGGGGACUAUGUGACACACGCAGAGCGAGCACAAGAGAUAGUCACCAAGGCCCUGCCCAAGUCCCGGCUGGUGGUGGUGCUCUACGAGGGCUGUGGGGGGCUCUUCACAGAAGCCACGCUGCAAUCACUCAGACUCAACCCCGAUAAGGUGGCCUACGAGGUGAUUCCCAAGGACAUGGACUUCCCCAAGAGCCAUAACCUGGUGGUGCCAUGGGUGGACAAGACGGCGGGGGUGCGCACCACGGACAGCGAGAGGGAGAGCGAUCUGUCGUCCGUGAUUCGCUCACAGCCGUGGGCGCAGUACCUGCUGGGGAGGAGUGGGCGGAUCGGGCAGGUGCACAGCCAGCUGUUGUGAGAGAAAGGGGUUUUUUUCUUCGUUUUUAACAUAGGAAGUGGUAAUCAUAGACAGCAAGAGGGAAGGAUGUGUCUGUGGUGAUUUGCGCAGCGCACAGCUGGGGAUGGAGUACUUGCUGGGGAGGAGCGGGCGGAUAGGGCAGGUGCACUGCGAGCUAUUGUGAGGAAGGGCAGCUGCACCAUCGGCUAGUGUGAGAUAUGACAGCUGCUGCGAUAUAUGGAACAAGUGGAUAACCGACUGCCAAUAAUCGGCUGGGGUGAACGGCCGAUAUUGGGUGUUAUACAGGGAUGGAACACUAGUUGAUGCACAGCCAAUGAUGGCUAGAGUAUGUUAGAGAAGCUGAGAUGCAGUUUUGAGAAGCUGAGUGGAUACGAAUGGGACUAAUGCACCUUUUUGGCGGAUUCAGUCCUUGAAGCUUGAUGAAAUGUAGAUUAGUGUGGAAGAAUAUGGUAUAGAAAUACCGUAUUCCCCCGUAUAAAACACCCUAGGGUGGUAACCAAAAUGCAUCUAAAUUUUGAGGAGGGUGUAAUUAGAGGCUAAUUUUGUAUAACGCCAGGGUGUUGUGGAACAUGCAUU
This is a messenger RNA of Closterium sp. NIES-67, 2269 nucleotides long. Lineage: Eukaryota; Viridiplantae; Streptophyta; Zygnematophyceae; Desmidiales; Closteriaceae. The record is from the annotation of a GenBank genome assembly.